This is a messenger RNA of Peromyscus leucopus (white-footed mouse), 1344 nucleotides long. RefSeq names its product BRICK1 subunit of SCAR/WAVE actin nucleating complex (gene Brk1). Gene Ontology annotation, molecular function: protein-containing complex binding. Gene Ontology annotation, biological process: cell motility; regulation of actin polymerization or depolymerization; actin filament organization. The record is from RefSeq and is a predicted model, not a curated record. The coding region runs from base 83 to 508 and encodes 141 amino acids. The transcript is spliced from 4 exons. NCBI's taxonomy places the organism in Eukaryota, Metazoa, Chordata, Mammalia, Rodentia, Cricetidae. Gene Ontology annotation, cellular component: SCAR complex.
GGUCCUGGGUGUCGGCGCAGGCGCGCUGGCGGCCCGUGGAGGUCGCGGCGCCUGCGCAGUCGUUCUUCCUCAGGUGGCAGCCAUGGCUGGACAAGAGGAUCCGGUGCAGCGGGAGAUUCACCAGGACUGGGCGAAUCGGGAGUACAUUGAGAUCAUCACCAGCAGCAUCAAGAAAAUCUCGGACUUUCUCAACUCUUUCGGUCUGAUGGCAGUGAGGAACAUGAUAAGAAGUCUUUCCUGCUGUCUUUGGUGGCGCACACUUCUAAUCUUGGCACCUGGGAAACGGAGGCAGGAGUGCCAUGAGCUUGAGGCUAGCCAAAUCAAAACAGCCACAAAAAAUACGAGCCAUUUUCUGCAUUCAAAGGCGUUCUCUCAGGCCAGUGAGGUGGCUUUAGUAGAUAUGUCUUGUCGUUCAAGACUCGCAACACUAAAUGAGAAAUUGACAGCCCUUGAACGGAGAAUAGAGUACAUUGAAGCGAGGGUGACAAAGGGUGAGACCCUCACCUAGAGCUGUGGCCCGCUGCUGCUGGGAAGUCGUUGUACAGAACACUGGCCGUGUGGGAAAGGCCCAGCAGCCUUCUGCGCCUCCCCUUCUCCUUACAGAGCAACUGGGCUUUUUCUUGUUUUUCUUUUUUCCAAAGUGGCCUUUGGGCUCUGCCGUGUACACCUGGGAUGUGAUGUGGCAUGGGGAAGAAGUCCAGGGCACCUCUUGGAAACAGCAUUAGGCAUUUCCCCUGUUCAGUAACAUUGUUUGAAACUACUUGUCAAUGUAUUUGAGGAGUUGAGGCAAAGGCCGGGACUCUGGUAAGGUCCUCCCCACCUCAGUCUCUUUCUCUCAGACUUUCCCUCCAGCUCCCAUGGCCUCUGCACUGAUUGUGUCCACAGUCCGUCUUCUCUGCCUGUGACAGGAGGUGGGGCAGUCCUGGCUGAGACUCGUGCCCUGCAGUGUGGUUACCAGAAAAUGUUGUUGCUGACCCACCAGUUUCUUGUUCUGGGAGGUCCAAGUCCGGCCCUCAGCUGGCUUAAAGGGACAUUUCAGUUUUCUUUCUGUCACUUGGGGUAUCUCGUGCUUCCCUAAUAAACUCGACUUUACCUGACUGCUGUGAUUGUGGUGGCCCAGGAGCUAGAGGCGGUUUCCUUUUCACAGACGUGUGCUGCGUAGGAAUGCUCUCCAGAGCUGCAGACAUAGCUGUUUGAGUCAAAGCUAGGCAGCUCUCUGUCAGUGCUUGUGUCUGGACACGAACUACGUCAUCCUGGAAUCAUUUGGUCAUCCAGCAGAUACUGCUGAGGAUUUUCAUUCUAUAGGUGUGUUAGACUCCAAUAAAGAUACAGUAUUGAAUCAGA